AUGGGGAAUCUUUCCACAUCUCUUACAAGCUUUUCCGCUAAUAAUUGCAAAAUCAAAGGGCGAAUUCCAAAUGGAGUUGGAAACUUAAGUAGCUUAUUAAUCCUUGAAAUUUGUAGAAACAACUUGGCUGGAUCGAUUCCCACAUCUAUUGGCAACUUGAGAAACCUUCAGAGCUUUGACUUGAGUGAAAACACUCUUAUAGGAUUUAUUGGAGAUAGUCUAUGUAAAUUACAGAGAUUGGCAAGCUUAGGGAAUCUUAAAGAUCUAGUGGUUCUUGACUUAUCGUCAAACAACUUAGGUGGUUCUUUACCUCCAAAAAUUGGAAAUUUAAAGGUUGCGACACUGAUGGAUCUGUCAAUGAAUCAAUUCUCAAAUGGAAUUCCUAGAGAAAUUGGAGGAUUGCAAAAUCUGGUGCACCUUUCUUUGAGACGCAACAAAUUGCAAGGAUCUAUACCGAACUCAAUGAGCAACAUGGUAGGUUUGGAAUUUCUAGACCUUUCUCAUAACAAUAUAUCUGGAAUCAUUCCCUAG
Messenger RNA from Lycium barbarum (goji berry), 531 nucleotides. Its product is annotated as probable leucine-rich repeat receptor-like protein kinase At1g35710. The transcript is spliced from 2 exons. NCBI's taxonomy places the organism in Eukaryota, Viridiplantae, Streptophyta, Magnoliopsida, Solanales, Solanaceae. Gene Ontology annotation, molecular function: protein binding. The record is from RefSeq and is a predicted model, not a curated record. The coding region runs from base 1 to 531 and encodes 176 amino acids.